Molecule: messenger RNA, 2900 nt
Organism: Rattus rattus (black rat)
Lineage: Eukaryota; Metazoa; Chordata; Mammalia; Rodentia; Muridae
Gene: Orc4
Product: origin recognition complex subunit 4
Exons: 14
Coding region: 412-1737 (441 amino acids)
Biological process (GO): DNA replication; DNA replication initiation
Cellular component (GO): nucleus; nuclear origin of replication recognition complex
Molecular function (GO): DNA replication origin binding; ATP binding; ATP hydrolysis activity
Source: RefSeq, a predicted model, not a curated record
GUCCUAGAGCAUGUGACCAUGACGCCCCACUAAGAGGACCAUGACAACUGGUCAGGUCACAGCAAAAAAACCUAGAGUUCUCCAUGCUAAUGAGGUGUCUAGAUAGGUCCCUCCAUACAUCUGGCACUCACUUGGAGCCAAGCUGAUUCCACCCCAGUCCUGGGUUCAUCGUAGGCUGGAGUCUGGGUACACCGGAGCAUGGGGACCACCUUUUUCAAUUCCUCGUUGUUUCCAGUGGCUUCUGGAUGUACAGGAAUUUCAGAACUACAACACCCAUUCCAGCUCCUACUGUUUUCACCCAGAGAAACACAGGCUGGAACCCCUGUCUUAGACUGCUUUCACCUUCCCUGAGCAACAUGUCAGCAGGCAUCCAGCAGCAAGGCAGAAACACAGAACUGCAAAAUUUUCUUGAUGAGAUUUGAGUUAGUCAAGAUGAGCAAUCGUAAAAGCAAGAAUAACAUACAUGCAGAGUGUCUUUCCCAGGUACAAAGAAUUUUACGUGAAAGGUUUUGUCAUCAUACUCCUCAUAGCAACCUAUUUGGAGUGCAAGUACAAUACAAGCAUUUAAUUGAGCUACUCAAAAGAACUGCUAUCUAUGGAGAAAGUAAUUCUUUACUCAUUGUUGGACCACGAGGAUCAGGAAAGACUACGUUAUUAAAUCAUGCCUUGAAAGAGCUCAUGCAAAUAGGAGACAUGAGUGAAAAUGUGUUACAAGUUCACUUAAAUGGACUGCUACAGACAAAUGAUAAAAUUGCUCUGAAAGAGAUCACAAGACAAUUAAAUCUAGAAAAUGUAGUUGGAGAUAAAGUUUUUGGAAGCUUUGCUGAAAACCUUUCGUUUCUUCUGGAAGCUUUGCAGAAAGGUAACCGGACUAGCAGUUGCCCAGUGAUCUUCAUACUGGAUGAAUUUGAUCUUUUUGCUCAUCAGAAAAACCAAACACUCCUUUAUAAUCUUUUUGACAUUUCUCAAUCUGCACAGACACCAAUAGCAGUUAUUGGCCUUACAUGUAGACUGGAUAUUUUGGAACUCUUAGAAAAGAGAGUGAAGUCACGAUUUUCUCACCGGCAGAUACAUUUAAUGAAUUCAUUUGAUUUUCCGCAAUAUUUGAAAAUAUUUAAAGAACAAUUAUCUCUACCUGCAGAAUUCCCAGAUAAGAUUUUUGCUGAGAAAUGGAAUGAGAAUGCUCAUUGUCUCUCCGAAGAUUCAACUGUGCUUGAAGUUCUACAGAAACAUUUCAAUGUCAACAAAAACUUGCAAUCAUUACAUAUGCUGUUGAUGCUUGCUUUAAAUCGCGUAACCGUGUCACACCCAUUUAUGACCUCAGCAGAUCUGAUGGAGGCGCAGCACUUGUGUAGCUUGGAUGCCAAAGCGAGUAUUGUACAUGGUCUGUCAGUCUUGGAAAUCUGUCUUAUAAUAGCAAUGAAACAUUUAAAUGACAUAUAUGAAGAGGAGCCCUUUAAUUUUCAAAUGGUGUAUAAUGAAUUUCAGAAAUUCAUUCAAAGAAAGGCCCAUUCUGUUUAUAACUUUGAGAAACCUGUGGUCAUGAAGGCAUUUGAGCACUUACAGCAAUUGGAAUUAGUAAAACCCAUGGAAAGAACCUCAGUAAAUUCUCAGAGAGAAUACCAGCUAGUCAAACUACUUUUGGAUAAUACUCAAAUUAUGAAUGCUCUACAGAAAUACUCCAACUGCCCUACAGAUGUCAGGCAGUGGGCAACAUCCUCGCUCAGCUGGCUGUGAAGAUUUUAAGUACAUUUCUGUGAAGACCUAAAACUAGUGUUCUUUAAUAAGAUACGCUACUACAUUACUUUGUUUAUAAAUACUGUUUAUGGGAAACCUGCACUUAGUAUCUUGACUAUGUUUUGAAUAUUGACCGUGCAUGGACAGUUUCAUUAAUUUAAAUUACACCAUACAAGUAACAAUUCAAAAGAAUAAAAUGUGCUUAUUUUACGGGUGAUCCAUAAGAUGACUUGAUACCUUGUGAAAUGUAUGUGGUCCAUUGGAAAGGUUAAUUUCAACUAAGCAUUUACAGAUCAUAAUGCUAAGCAGUGAGGAGAGAAAUAGGAACGGGAAUGACAUGAGGAAUAUUCCGGCUAGAUUAGGAGCCUGUGGAGAUUGGGGUUGGUUUGGUUUUCUUAGUUGGUUUCUAUAGGAUCCUGCCAUUUUGGAUCCUGUACAGAUCCCCAUGGCUGAAGAGCUCGUGUGGAAAGAGUCCAAACAAUUCAGCAUUUUCUUCUCUGCACAUUUCACCACAACUGGAGGAGUUUUUUUUUUAAUAUACAUUCUGGGUAUACUUUAGUUCAAAAGGGAUCAAAAUUGCCAUCUAACAAGUAUCUUAAAGGAUUCCUGGUAACUACUUCCACAAAUAAGUAUUCAUUCCACAGUGUGAGCUGUUGGCUUCAAAUUCUCUGAGAACAAGGAAUGUUGGUCAGAGUUCACUUCCUAAAUACAUAGACAUAGAACUAACAGGUUGAAAUAGAAUAUAAUCUCAGUGAGUUACUUUGUUGAAGAAUAUUUGAUUGAAUAUUUAGUUAUAGUAAGAUUUUAUAAAAUAGAGAUCCCUUCUACUUGCAACUUGUAAAGUUUCUGCAGAAUUAAAUGCUAUUUUAUUUAUAGAUUAGGAAACUCUCACCAGUGUCUUGAGUCCAGGAUCACAGUAUGGGAAUGACAGGUGUGACCUUGAAUGCAGCUUCGGUUGACUGACAUUAAAGCCAAUGUUGUUAAAAAACUAAAGCUUAGCAACAACGUUUUACUAUUUUUACAGGAUACUGUAAGAAAUAAUUUGACUUUUAAGAAAUCUUAAAUAUAAAUUUCCUGUGCGUUAAUGUAGUACCUCAUAGUUAAAACCUACUUUCUUCAUACACAGCCUUUUCCUUUCUUAAAAUAAAACAUGUUUAGCUUUC